CGAGUGACUACGCAUCGUCCUGGUGGGGACACAAGUCGCGCGUUUCGUCCUUACACCGCCAAAUUCAACCAGUAUUCGAUUGAUUUUGCACGAGGUUGUACAUAGUGCUCAUAAUUUAAUUUUUAUUUUUGGAAUAUACAUCACUAAAACAAAUCAUUAAUAAUGGGUGGAAUGACACAGCGACCUUGGACUCCAACAAAGCGUCGUGGACCCAUCGCUGCUGAAUUCAAGGGUCCUGGACCAGCAUGCGUGGCAUUACCGUCCUAUAUAGGCAGAAGAACUGCCGAGUCAAGAUCUGAGCGAGCUCCAGCGUUUAGUUUCGGAUCAAGGCAAAAUGGAAAAUUAGAAAGCAUCGGUCCAGGUCCGGGCCAAUAUAACAUAACGGGAAUGAGUGCAAAAGGUAAAGACACACCUCCAGCAUUAAGUUUACAUAGUAGGCCAAAAGAUCAAAAGCCUGAAAAUUUCCCGGCCCCCGGAGACUAUAAUCCAGAUAAGGCUGAAAAAGUGAUACAUGACAGUGCUCCAAAAUAUACAUUUGGGCUAAAGACUAAUGUAGAUAAACCACUAGACACUCCAGCUCCCAAUGUCUACAAAAUUGCCGAGACCCUAACUGCCGAUGCCCCAAAAUACUCUUUUGGAUCCAAGGUCAACAUAGAAAAACCAGAUAUUGUGCCUGCUCCAAACAGUUACAACGUUCCUAGAGCAGAUAAUGUUUUAAGAAGGUCUCUUAGGUAUAGCUUUGGACGUAAAACAAAUAAUAAAAAUUAUAGUAUAACUCCUGCACCAAACGUAUAUAAUAUUCCAUCGGCUGUAGGUGACAGAGGAUCACCGGCUUAUACUAUAUCUGGUAGAACUAAGGAACUCUUGGACGAACGUGUUAAAAAUCCUGCUCCAGGGCAGUACAAUAAUGUAGAUCCUGAGUUCUAUAAAAGCCAUUCUCCAGCAUAUACGAUGAGCGGAAGAAUUAACGUUCCCAAAGAUGAUAAAAUUCCUGGGCCUGGUGUUUAUUCACCUGAAAAAGUUAUUUUAGACGCUCCGCCAGCACAUAGUUUUGGAAUAAGACAUUCCGAAUUCUCUGAACACUAUUGAUCAACAUCGUCAAACCGAAAACAUCGACCGACUGUGUUGCUUCCAUCCGAAGGACACAGAAAUCAUCAGAGAACAACUUUAUUGGUUCUUAAAAUAUUAUAAACUCACUGAAAAAAUUCGGAAGGGUUUAGAAUAUUUUAAAAAUUGUUUCAAGAGUAGCAUUUAUAUACCUCAAUGUGAAUAUUAUUUAAAUUAAAUAUUUUAGGUUUAUUAUUGCAGGUUUUGCUUUUUUUCUAAUACGUUGCUAUUAAUACAUGCUUUGAAAAGUUUUGAGAUGAUGAGUUUUAAAUAUACAAGCUUGUUUGUCACUUAAAUGCUAUUUUUGAUAGUCUCAUUCUUGUCACUUUUUCGAAAAAGUAACAUUUUUAUCAUUUUUUAAAUAAAAUCUUUAA
Molecule: messenger RNA, 1481 nt
Organism: Diabrotica balteata
Lineage: Eukaryota; Metazoa; Arthropoda; Insecta; Coleoptera; Chrysomelidae
Source: the annotation of a GenBank genome assembly